AAAGAGAUGAUUGAGCAGAGAGAGAGAGAGAGAUUUCUGACCAUAGAACAACGAGAUUCCAGCAGUUGUGAAUUUGCUUCUAGUCAUCUCCAUCACAGAGAUCUGCACAUUGAUCAGCUUUUUGUUGUGUUUAUGUGCAAAAUGAGAGAGAUCUUGAGAGAAAGAUGGAAACCAAGCAUUUCAGCCACGAGCAUCCCUUAGUCUUUGUUGAAAGAUUGGAAGGUGAUGGAAAGAAGGAACUUGUUUGUUCAGGAUGUGAGGAAUCUGUAUUGGGUAUCUGCUACAAAUGCUCUGUAUGUGAUUUUUUCCUGCAUAAAUCUUGCUAUGAAUUGCCCCAGGAGAUACAACACCCUGUGCACCCAAACCACUCUUGUUCUCCUAAAACCAUCAGAGGAACCAAUAAACACAUGAUCACUCCCUCACUCGCACUUGUUCUCUGCAUCAAGCUAAGGAGCAGCUACACAAUGUAUUAUUGCCAAGAAUGUGAUUAUGUUGCCCACUUGCUCUGCACUUAUGACAAAUUGCUUAUGGAUGGAUCUGUAGACAUAAGUGUAACUCUUGAUGCACUGUUUGAGGAGAUACGCCUAGAAGAGGGUGGAGUAGUUGGGGAGAUCAAACACUUCAGUCAUCAACAUAAUUUAUGUCUUGGUGAUAAAGAACUAGAGGAUGAUAAGUUUUGUGAAGGGUGUGGGCAACUAAUCUUGGACUCUUUUUACAAAUGUGAGCAAUGCAAAUUCUUCCUUCAUGAAAGUUGUGCUAAACUACCCAAAAAGAAGCGACACUUGCUUCAUCAACACCCUCUCACUCUCAACUCAAGGGGUGAUUGCAUGUUCUAUUGCAGUGCUUGUAAACAUCCUCACAGGGGCUUUAGCUACAAAUGUGAUGAGUGUUACUACAACUUGGACAUUCAAUGUAUUUCACUCCCGGAAACCUUUAAACAUGAAGGCCAUCAGCAUUCCCUCUUCCUUGCUAUAAGUUCGAUGGAAAAAUGCAAAGCUUGUGAUAGCUCAAGCAACAGUUAUGGUGCAUUCUUCGAACCAGUAUUUGUAUGUACCGAGUGCGAUUUCGUCUUGGGUUUUGAAUGUGCAAGUCUUCCGCAUGAAGCCAGGUAUGACACACAUCUUCUCAAACUCACACAUAUACCAUCGAAGAUGAUUCAGGAGAAUAUUAUUGUAUGA
Messenger RNA from Juglans microcarpa x Juglans regia, 1178 nucleotides. RefSeq lists its product as uncharacterized. The transcript is spliced from 3 exons. Lineage: Eukaryota; Viridiplantae; Streptophyta; Magnoliopsida; Fagales; Juglandaceae. The coding region runs from base 165 to 1178 and encodes 337 amino acids. The record is from RefSeq and is a predicted model, not a curated record.